AUGGCUACUCCACCUGUAGACAACGAGAGCACUCGGUCAAGCUCUCCUGGAGCGUACUCUGUGCCCUCUCAAACCUUCGCUUCUGGGUCCAGACCAGCCCAGCUACAACGGCAUGAUUCUCACUCGUCUCGCGAUCCAUCCAUCGUCUCGUCCUUCCGAUCCGCCGCAUUGUCUUCGUCUUGGGCUGAGCAGAGGCAAGAGCCAUCGUCAUGGGUUCAGCGGAAAUUACAGAUUCACCAAUCUCGUGGAGACGAUGACUAUGAUGAUGUCUCUGGUCUCGAUCCGAGUCUAUAUGACGGGGAAGAGGAUGACUACGGUCCUGACGAGGAAGAGGAGGCUGAGGUGCAUGAGUCUCGCUUCUUUCAACCCGCCUUCCUCAGUGAAGCCGCUUUGCAGCUCAGGGACAGAGUCGAACGGCGUCGGCAGACGAAAGCGGGUAUCAGUUGGCAAGAUAGUUUCACGGGACGCGAUAUCGUGACAACCAUACAAAGCUUUUUGCCUUCUUACACUCGAGAGUCCCCAAACGAUCGUCGAUUCGCUCUUCUCAUGGCUCAAUCUCUUCAGAAUCAGCUGUGGUUUGUAGAAGUCGACUGGGAUAUCAAGCCUCUACGGGACUCACCAGAAGAUGUCUUCCGAUUUAUGGGCGAAAUGGAAGGCAUGGGAGCCGGCGAUGGGAUCAAUUCAGAGCUACCUUCGGGCCUUAUGACCAUGGCUACGAGGUGUUAUUCUCCCAGCUGUCCUCAAGACUCGAGGUGUUACGCCUCUAGGUGUCCUUUCAGGCAGAUGCCAAGCAGCUUCAUUUACAUGCCGGACCCGUCUCCUACGCCCGAAGCUUCGACUAUACAUGGUGAAGAACCUAGCGAUUGGACGGGGCAGGUUGAUGGACGUAUACUCCAAGAGUUGACAGAUGAGCAGUAUCAUCGUCAAGCCAUCAUCCGACAAGCGAUACAGCAGGAGGUCCAAUAUUCGGCCGACUUGACAGCCAUGGAAGAUCUUUACAUCAACGCCCUGAGGAACGCUCAACCUCCCAUCAUUCCACAUUAUCGACUGGAAAAGUUCAUUCACGAGGUGUUCUCCAACGAAGCAGAGAUUCGCGAAGCUUCGGGAAGACUGCUGGAUCACUUUACGAUUCGAGAAAGAGAGAGUGCUCAGCCCGGUCUCAUACCGUUCGUCGGGGACAUCUUCUUACAGGCGGCAGCCGACUUUAGGAGCAUCUACCCUGAAUACACCGGUAAUCUUCCGCAUGCUGAAAAUGUCCUUCGACAAGAGAUGGAAGAUAACGCCGAUUUCAGAUUCUUCUGUGAUCGGAUCGUCAGGGAGAAUGAUGGCCGUCGGCACAUCAAGUACCUCAUCACACGACCGUCCGAUCAGCUUCAACGCACAUACCCUGCUGUCCUCGAGUCCAUACUGGCCAUCACAGAUCCCACUGAACCGGACCAUGACUUUCUCAUCGAAGCUGUCUCAAGUAUCCAGACUCUCUCGGCAAUAUCUCAGCUCAAGCUGUUCCAUGCUAGUCAAGGAAGGGGUCCAGCGGGUAAGAAGCAAUGGCAUGAUCUGGUACCCGAAGACGUCCGCAAGGAUAUCCCUCCGAAGGAACAAAAGAGGCAAAUGCAAAUCUGGGAGCUCAUUCAAGGAGAGAUGGAAUACGUGGCGGAUCUAGAAACAAUGGAUACGCUUUUCGUGGACAAAUUAAGGAUGGCAGAGAAUGGUCCUAUAGUUGAACGAUCAAGGGUCGAAAUUUUCCUGGAUGAUGCGUUCCACAAUUACCGAUCACUGCUGGAAGUGCACCAAAACCUAUUGGAGAAUCUUCAAGCGAGACAGUUGGAACAGCAUCCUCAGGUUGGGGCAAUUGGCGAUCUGCUCUUGGACGCUGCUUUGAACUGGCAAGAUGCGUAUAUGGAGUAUGUGACGCAUUAUCCUAUUGCCAAAGCCAAAGUCCAGGAAGAGGAAAUGAAGAACACGAAGUUUGCCGCGUUCCUCAAGGAAUGCCUCAAAGAUCCGCAAUCUCAUCGUCAAGACAUUUAUCACUUUAUCAAUCGCCCCAUCCCCCGAUUGCUGCGAUACAAUCUCCUACUCGCUGAUAUCCUCAAGUCUCUGAGAGAAUCCGGUUUACCGGAGGAUCAUCCGGACAUUGAAACCAUACCACAGGUUAUUGAUCUGAUCAAAGAUCUAGGUAGAGCGACGCAGAAAGGUGUGGCAGUCAACGAGUCGAAAGUCGAGUUGUGGACAUAUCAGCACUCGCUCGAUGGGUCUAGAUUUGGCGUUCGAGUGGUCCGAGAUCUCGACCUCCUCAACCCUAUGCGAGAAUUGAUCCACCGAGGAAGAGUCUUCCGACAACCUGAAGGACCAAUGAGCAGUUGGGCAGAGCUGACCGUUCUUCUUUUCGACAAUUAUCUUGUGCUCGUCAAGCCUGAAAAGCAUCGAUCGUCUAGACGGGAGGAGAGACAGGAGCGAUAUAUCAUUAAUCGUCGGCCCAUUCCGCUCGAGCUGCUGAGUAUCGGUCAAUUUGGCGAUGCGCCUCGUGCGCGACGUGAUCGUUCGCGACUGAUGGGCGGCGGCGGCUCUUCCCAUGAGCCUGAAUCGGGCGCCGAUCCCGAGUCCAACAAGGUCUGGCCAUUCAGUAUUUCCUUCAUCGGACAAGGUCAAUUGGGAGGACAGUAUACGCUGUGGUCAGACUCGUACGCUUCCAGAGCCGAAUGGCAGGAAAAGCUCCAACAUGCCAAGGUCUUGCGGACAGAAGUGAAUGACGCCAACAAGGUGUUCGAGAUGACACCUUUGACUACUGUCGACGGUCGGACGCUAGUCGCCAUAGGCUGUGAAGAGGGAGUAUGGAUUGGACUUCGGAACGAUCCCCAUUCGUUGAGAAAGGUUUUGCAUGUCAAGUCUGUGACGAACAUUGCCGUCUUGGAGGAGUUUGGCAUUUUCUUGGUCCUCCAAGAUCGGAGUCUCUUGGCAUAUCAUCUCGAGGCGUUGGUACCUACUGCGUCGUCACCCCAGGUCCGAGCGGCUCCUCAGCGACUGAGUCCGGGCAAAGAUAUCUCGUUUUUCAGUGUCGGACGUUUGUCCGGCCGUACCCUCGUUCUAUACAUGAAAAAGAAGGGUAUGGACUCCCUCUUUAGGGUACUCGAACCAAUCUCUGGACGUAACGCGGAAGAUGCUGCACGACAACGUCGACCAUUCGGUAAUUUCCUAGGGCAGAGAACCGAAUGGUUCAGGUUAUACAAGGACUUUUUCAUCCCUACCGACGCGCUCGGCGUGCAUUGGCUCAAGGCGAAAUUGGCCGUAGUGUGUGCGAAAGGUUUCGAAAUCAUGGAUCUCACCGAGCACGGUGAACCUAACCGGGACAUGCAAGCGAUCGAAUGGGAGGGUCGACCUGAUUCCGUGGCAUUCCAUCCGCCUUAUGUCUUGCUCGUAUCAGCGCCAUUCAUGGAAAUCAGGCACAUCGAUACGGGUAAAUUGCUGCAGAUCUACACGGGUACGGAUAUCCAUUUGACCUGGGAUGGGACUGGGGGCAUGCUCCAUCCUCCUCAGGAUAAUCCUGGGCCAAAGGGUUACGGGGACGAGACUGCAUCUCAGGAACCUAGGAUCCAUAUUUGUCAGCGACCGGACGAUCCUCGACGAGCGAAGGGUAUCACGCAUGGUGUUGGCCAGCAUGUCUUUGAACUGACGCCGACACUGGCGCUCAACAACCCGUUGCUGAAUCCCAUUCACACACAUGACUCUAAUUAUUUCCCUCCUGCGCCAAUGAUACGAUCCGACAUGCGAUCAGACAACAUGAGCGAUCGAAGGGUGAGUUACACACAUGGCUAG
Molecule: messenger RNA, 3810 nt
Organism: Kockovaella imperatae
Lineage: Eukaryota; Fungi; Basidiomycota; Tremellomycetes; Tremellales; Cuniculitremaceae
Product: Dbl homology domain-containing protein
Exons: 15
Coding region: 1-3810 (1269 amino acids)
Molecular function (GO): guanyl-nucleotide exchange factor activity
Source: RefSeq, a predicted model, not a curated record